CCGUAACCAACCGUAGGGUUCCGACUACUCAUCGCCGCAUUCUUCAACAGCUCCAACUCCAACCACCAUCUAAGUUCAAAUCAAUUUCUCCAGAUCUCCAUUACCAAAACUCGCAUGUACAAACACUUUUAAAGUUCGAAGAACAAACAACACUUCCAGAUUUUCGUUUCCACAAGCUACAUUUCUCUCCGAUACUGCAAUGGACCGACGAAGCUGGCCGUGGAAGAAGAAGGCGUCUGAUAAAUCAAUCUUAGUGAUUGAUUCUGCAGCUGAUGCUUCUCAUUCUCAGAUUGAGAAGGAAGCUAUUAAGAAGCCAAAGUAUGUGCAAAUAUCUGUGGAGCAGUAUACACAUUUCACUGAACAGAUUGAUGCGUAUGAUGAGAAGGUUCAUGAGUAUGAAGAACAGGUGCAGAAACUUAAUGAAGAUAUUGCGGACUUGAAUGAAAAAUUUUCUGUUGCUAAUGAGGAGAUAGUUACCAAGGAGGCCUUAGUGAAGCAGCAUUCCAAGGUUGCUGAAGAUGCUGUUUCAGGUUGGGAAAAAGCUGACGCGGAGGUUUUGACAUUGAAAAAUACCCUGGAGUCUGUUACUCUCUCGAAACUCACAGCUGAGGAUCGUGCAGCGCAUUUAGAUGGUGCAUUGAAAGAAUGUAUGAGGCAGAUAAGGAACUUGAAGAAAGACCAUGAAGUGAAACUGCAUGAUGUUGCUUUAAGCAAGACCAAGCAAAUUGAAAAAAUGACAAUGGAGUUUGAAAAGAGGAUGUGUGACUAUGAACAAGAGCUGCUAAGGUCUGCAGCGGAUAGUGAUGCCCUAUCGAGAACUUUACAGGAGCGGUCCAACAUGCUAGUAAAAGUCAGUGAGGAGAAGUCACGAGCUGAUGCUGAAAUCGAGACCCUGAAGAGCAAUCUAGAAAUGUGUGAAAGAGAAAUAAAAUCUCUCAAGUACGAAGUCCAUGUAGUUUCUAAAGAGCUGGAGAUACGCAAUGAAGAAAAGAACAUGUGUAUUAGAUCUGCAGAAUCCGCCAACAAGCAACACUUGGAAGGGGUAAAGAAAAUAGCUAAGUUGGAAGCAGAAUGCCAGAGACUGAGAAGUCUUGUGAGAAAGAAGUUGCCAGGCCCAGCUGCACUUGCGCAAAUGAAGCUUGAGGUUGAGAACUUAGGCAGGGAUAGUGGUGAUGCCCGACAAAAGAGAUCUCCUGUCAAGGUCUCUAGUCCGUGCAAGUCGCCCGGGGGAUACUCAUCAACUGGGUCUGAGUUCUCUCUCGAUAAUUCACAGAAAUUCCAAAAGGAAAAUGAAUUUCUAACAGAGCGUUUACUUGCAAUGGAAGAAGAGACAAAAAUGCUGAAAGAAGCCUUAGCAAAGCGAAAUAGUGAGCUGUUGGAGUCACGGAAUCUUUGCGCUCAGAGCACUAGUAAACUUCAAAGCUUAGAAGCUCAACUGCAGCAAAAUAAUUCUCAGAAGUCCUCACUUGAAGUGUGUCCAAAUCUGAAUACGAGCAAUCCAUCAAGCUCAAUCUCUGUUUCUGAAGAUGGGAAUGACGAUUCUGGAAGUUGCAGUGAAUCUUUGUCAACAAAUCCAUCACAACAGAACAAGAAGGAGAAGGAGAUGGCAGCCUUGGAGAGGGUUGAAAGUGUUAAUAGCCAUGUUGAGCUUAUGGAUGAUUUUCUUGAAAUGGAGAAGUUAGCUUGUUUGCCAAAUCAGUCUAGCAGUAAUGGUAGUAUGGAUUCCAAAGAUGGUUCAGGUGAUCAAAAGUCAAAAGUGGUAAUUCUUGAGGCUCAUACCGAACUUGAGGAGUCCAAUAGAGGUAGUCCGGGAGAAGUGAUGGAAUUUAGAUCUAGAUUAUUAAAGGUUCUUGAAUCUGUAUCUACCGAUACUGACCUACAAAAGAUAGUGGGGGAUAUAAAAUGCAUUUUACAAGAUGUGAAUGCUUGUAUGGACCAGGAAAAGCCUUCUGAGGUGCAGGUUCAUCCUGAAGAAGUGUCAGAUUUAUGCGCAGAACAAAAUCUGGUUGAAGAUUGUCAUUUGGCUGAACAAAAGCUGCAGAGCGUUCACCAAGAUUUGAAAAAUGCUGUUUCUCGGAUUUAUGACUUUGUUUUGUUGCUAAGAAAUGAGGUAAGGGCAGGUCAGGACACAGCCAUUGAGGGAAAUGAUUUUGUUGAACUGAUUCAGGGCUUCUCCGUCACGUUCAACCAAGUUUUAAGCGGUGAUAAAAAAUUGGACGAUUUUGUUUCGGAACUUGCUAAUGUCUUCAACGAGGCCAUGGAGCUAAAGGUAAAUUUCAGGGGUCUUGCUUCCUCUGAGGUUGAAACGCUGAGUCCAGAUUGCAUAGACAAGGUUGCAUUACCCGAGAGCAAGGUUGUAGAUAAAGAUUCAUCUCAAGAAAUAUAUGAAAAUGGAUGUGUCCACAACGAGCCAGGGGUACCAUGUGAUGAAAACAGAGUUUUGGGGUAUGAAUCAGACUCCAGAUUACAGGAAAUAGAGGAACUGAAAUCAGAAAAAGAAAAAAUGGCACUGGAUAUUGAGGGGCUGAAGUUUCAGUUGCAAGAAUCUGAGCAGCUGUUAGCUGACAUUAGAUCACAGUUUGAUUCUGCUCAGAGGUCAAACAGAUUGGCGGAUACACAACUCAGAUGUAUGACUGAGUCAUAUAGAUCACUUGAAUCACGUGCAGCUGAUUUAGAGAUCGAUGUGAAUCAGCUUAAGGAAAAUAUACGGAAGUUGGAGAACGAGCUUGAGGAUGAAAAACGCAACCACCAAGAAGCCACUGUGAGGUGCCAUGAACUUGAAGAACAUAUUCAAAGACACAGAAACACUUCUUUGGUUGCUGAGGAUGAUGAAGAGGCUGAUAUCAAGAGCAAACAGGAGAGAGAGUUAUCGGCAGCAGCAGAGAAGUUAGCGGAGUGUCAAGAAACCAUAUUUGUGUUGGGGAAGCAGCUGAAGUCAUUUCGGCCACAACCUGAACAAUUGAGGUCACCAAAAAGACAAAAUGAGUCCUAUUCUGAAGAAGAGGAACCAGGCACCACCACUACCUCAGUCCCAAAGAACUACGCCGUAGCAGACGAAGGAGAUUCAACUGAGACUUGGGUUAACGAGGUCCCUAGAUUUAUGGAGUCUCCAAAAUGCCCUUCUGACUCAGAGAAUAGCGAUACGAUGACAUCGCCAUCACGAGUGGGUUCAAGGCUCACAAGGUCAGGUUCAUCUACCAACGCGACCCCGGAGAAACCCUCUAGAGGAAUAAGCAGGUUCUUCUCCUCCAAAUCAGGAUAUUAAAUAAAAGAGGGGAGAAACUUGUGUGUAUGUGUACAUGAUGAAAUGUGAUCAAAAUACUUGGAUCUUUUUGUUACUUACCUGUUUAUCAAACGACAUGUGCAUUUUAAUGUUGAUGUUUGCUUAUUGAAGUAAUCAAGAAUGUAACAGUGC
Messenger RNA from Arabidopsis arenosa, 3415 nucleotides. The record is from the annotation of a GenBank genome assembly. Lineage: Eukaryota; Viridiplantae; Streptophyta; Magnoliopsida; Brassicales; Brassicaceae.